AAAAAAGAUGAACGCUUCUUCGGAAUAAAACCAUUGGUGUUUCCUCUUGUUUUAAAAUAUCUUAGCUUCUCUAUCAUUAUUCCAAGCCAGUAAGAAUACCCAAUACCAAAUUAAUAGCAUUUUGGAGGGAUGGGUGCUUGCAUUCUUCGGUGUUUCACUUUCUUUUCCUUCUGUCUUUUCCUCAGUUCAGGUUCAAGUGUUGCAAAGAAACCUCCUUCAGAAGCAAUCCAGCAAAACAGAUUAUUGCGCAAUCAAGAAAAUAGAAUGCUUUUCUCAUCUUCAGUGUCCAUUACACAACUGGAUACAGUUCCCAUUGUCAAUCCAACAACUCCAGGCACAACUCCUACUCCCAUUGUAAAUCCUUUUUCCCCACCAACACCAACCACGACAGAGCCAACCAUACCUCCGCCAACCCCAACCACCACAACUCCGACAUCCCCAUUCACAACCACUCCCCCAACCACCACAACUCCGACAACCCCAAUCACAACUACUCCCCCAACCACAACAACUCCGACAACCCCAACCACAACAACUCCAUCAUCAUCAGGCGGUUCUUGGUGUAUUGCAAACCCAUCUGCUUCAGAAACAGCUUUACAGGUGGCUCUUGAUUAUGCUUGUGGCUAUGGAGGUGCAGACUGUUCUGCAAUUCAACAAGGAGGAAGUUGCUACAACCCAAACACCUUGCGAGACCACGCCUCUUAUGCCUUCAAUAGCUACUACCAGAAAAAUCCAGCACCUACUAGCUGUGUAUUUGGAGGAGCAGCACAACUUUCCUCCACUGACCCAAGUACCGGAAGCUGUCACUUUGGAUCAACUGCAUCAAACUCAACAACACCCAGCAUGAGCUCACCGACUAUGCCGACCCCCCCAUCGACCCUAACCCCACCGGCCCCAACCACACCGACAAUGGGUAUACCCAGUGUACCAAUGAUAGAUGGUUCACCAACAGGAAGCCCCAACUCAGCCAGCUCAGUCUCCUACAGUGCAAUGGCGCUCUUCACCACAGCUUUCUUGGGGGCACUUGCGGCAAAUUAUCUUUAAAUGAAGGAGAUCAAGUUCAGUUAUUCACUCCAAAACAAGCUGGCAAAUUCACUGAGUCUGCCAGAGCACUUCAUGAAUUCCAAGGAGGCACUUAGAAUCGACGAUGAGAUUUUAUUUUAUCUCAAGGCCUGAUUCUCACCAUUAAAUUAUUUCUAUAAUUCACCUAUGUAUGCUUGAUAGCGGACUAAGAAGCACAGAAGAGCAGAAAACGCAGAAGAGCAAAAAUAUAUUAGGUUCUUGUACUUGUAGACUCAUAGUUACUUUCUCUACAGUGUUAGUACAAUAAAUUAUUAGACAAGUCCAUCCAGCUAUAGAACUACUUCCCAGUGAAGAAACCUGUACUUGAAAUGAGCUAGGGCAUCAAUUAAUUAUAUACCUACAUGAGUAAUAAGAACUCAAAGAUAUUUUUGGUCA
Molecule: messenger RNA, 1458 nt
Organism: Quercus robur (English oak)
Lineage: Eukaryota; Viridiplantae; Streptophyta; Magnoliopsida; Fagales; Fagaceae
Product: PLASMODESMATA CALLOSE-BINDING PROTEIN 3-like
Exons: 4
Coding region: 130-1044 (304 amino acids)
Source: RefSeq, a predicted model, not a curated record